AGAUGCAGCUCAUUUCCGCCUACGGUAGCAUGUCGCUUAUUUGGACGGGCGACCCUCGCUCCCUCGGUGCUGUUCCGCAGCAUGUUGCUCGCUGUUAGUCUCGCCCUUAUAUCAAUAUCUUUGUCUCCCGUUACGGGAGAGCUCAUCAAAGUCAUCGGGCUCAGCGGAGGAAUGGCCGUAAUACAGUGUCCCUACGACGGCUACUACGGAACCAACCAGAAGUACCUGUGCAAAGGGGAAGUGUUUAAAUAUUGCAGUGAUGUAAUUAAAAACAAUUUGGACGAGAUCUUCAUUGAAGACCAGAGAUUUAAGCUGUACGAUGACAGGAAUCGGAAUGUCUUCACGGUGACCAUCUCCAGCCUGUCAGAGGAGGAUGCUGGGGCAUACUGGUGCGGGGUAGACAUUUAUGCGGCUAUUGACAUUUCCACACAAGUGCAGCUGGUGGUGCAACAAGCUCAGACCUGCACACCACACCAGACCUCCGUGAGUCACACCCAGAGACCACGUCUGGACAUGACCUCUACCUGGAGAGGCAAGUUUCUAUCUUGACACUCACACAAUGUAUAAUCUUAACAGAAUAGCAUAGAAUAGCUUUAUUGUCAUAUACAUGCUUUAUAUGCUACAUAUUAUAUAAAAUAAAACAAAGUAAUAAUAUAUACUAUAUAUAGCUCAAUGUUGAACUAGUGCAGUAGUGCAAUCACGUUCAAUUUACCAGUAUUAAAUAUAACAGUGUAAGAUGAAAAGAUUAUCAGCAAUUAUUUGGAUAAAAAUUAACAGCAUUGAACUUAUGUACUAGUUACUAUGUAAGUAACACACUAGUCCAGCUGCAAGCCAAGUGAAAGGAAGCACCGCAUCACGUCAUAAU
This is a messenger RNA of Paramormyrops kingsleyae, 865 nucleotides long. Lineage: Eukaryota; Metazoa; Chordata; Actinopteri; Osteoglossiformes; Mormyridae. The record is from RefSeq and is a predicted model, not a curated record.